Zea mays is the source of this 1642-nucleotide messenger RNA. RefSeq names its product protein NDH-DEPENDENT CYCLIC ELECTRON FLOW 5. The record is from RefSeq and is a predicted model, not a curated record. The transcript has 3 exons. NCBI's taxonomy places the organism in Eukaryota, Viridiplantae, Streptophyta, Magnoliopsida, Poales, Poaceae. Gene Ontology annotation, molecular function: carbohydrate binding; glucose-6-phosphate 1-epimerase activity. Gene Ontology annotation, biological process: carbohydrate metabolic process. Gene Ontology annotation, cellular component: cytoplasm. The coding region runs from base 98 to 1333 and encodes 411 amino acids.
GGAAAAGGACACCGUUAAUCCAGCACGGAAUAUUUCCCUGACCUUGUAGAUAAGGCUACACUCACUGAUCACACGUUCCUGCAGGAACUGGCACGCCAUGGCGGGCUUCUGCACUCCUGCUGCCACUGCAGCUGCCCAUGCCGCCCUAACCCCUCUGACGAGCUCAAGGAAGCACAUCGCCAUGUGCCUGUCCCCCAGGCCAAGCGGCGGCGGCGGCAUCGGCGGCGGCCAGAGGGCGCGGCUUGCGAGUACAGGCGCAGCUCCUCAGGUUCGCGCGCUGGCGCCGACGACCGCGGCAGAAGAAGCAGCGGGUCCCUCCCCCGCCCCUCUCAACGUGGAGUACCUGGCCGCUGAGUUCGCCGGCCACGGCGUCAGCUUCGAGCCCGUGGGCGUCAGCUGCGCCGUCAAGAUGUCGCUGCGCAACGGCAGCGUGGCGCACGUGCUGCUCCCCAGCGGGCUCGUCACGUCUUACAAGCCCGCCAUGUGGCACGGCACGGUCACGGAGGUUCUCCACACGAACGUCGCCGAGGUCCCAGGCGGGCGGGCCGUCAUCCGCGGCGGCGUGUUCGUGGACCUCCGUUGCGAUGGCUGCGACGGCGUAUGGUCGCCGAGCGCGAGCGGGGCGUGGUCGCUCCGCGACGUCCGGGGAAGCCCAGCCACCUCCAUAGAGGUCGAGCUCGCGUCAGCGGCGCCGGGGAACGCGGCCGCGGCGAGGUGCGUGGUGACGCUGCACCCGGAAGCGCUGGCCACGGAGCUCACGGUGACGAACAAUGCGUCGGCGGCCUCGUCGCCGCCGAUGGCUCUGACGUGCUCCGUGCCCAGUCACCUGCGCGUGAGCACCCCGGACGCCACCUACGCUCUGGGGCUCCAGGGCUCCGACUACCGCAGCGUGGAGCCCGCGCUGUCGGAGUUCAGCAUCAUCCCUCCUGGCUACGGGGCCGCGCGGCAGGCCGCAGCAGGGACGACAGCCCGAAACCAGUGGGCAAACAAAGGCUUGGACAUGAUCCUGUCGGGCGGGCAGCAGGACCGUGGCGCCGCGGACGAGCCCGACGGCGAGGAGGACGACGACUACAAGCACAUGACGGACGCGAUGUGCCGUGUGUACAGCAACGCGCCCAGGGAAUUCACCAUCAUCGACAGGGGCAGGAGGAACUCCGUUUGCUUGCACAGGAAGGGGUUCGAGGAGCUGUACGUCUUCAGCCCCGGAUCCCAGUACCAGUGGUACGGCAAGUAUGCCUACGUGGUCGUAGGGCCUGCCAUGCUGGAGCCUGUGAUGCUGGAGCCCGGAGACACGUGGCGGGGGGCUCAGUACCUGCGCAACCCCAAUCUUUAGGCAUGCUAGCAGCUGGGAGAAUUGAUGACCCUGGACACAUCAAAUGUUCCCGUACGUGUAUCCAGAUCAUCAGAUGAGGUCAGGCGAGAUGCAAAAUUGGCAACCACAAUGGUCUACAGAUGUUGGAAAUGCUGUCCAUAUAUAGCGAAUUGCUGAUGACAAGGUUCAAUAUUAGAAUGAUGAGAUUUACUAUAUCUCAAAUAUCUUAAAUAUACUUCUGUUCAGAUGAUAGUUACUAGGCAUCAAAUCUCCAACUAACGGUCGACCUUAAACUUAUAAUAACUCAGUUUGUUCUACGCACAUUUCCUA